Molecule: messenger RNA, 2458 nt
Organism: Teleopsis dalmanni
Lineage: Eukaryota; Metazoa; Arthropoda; Insecta; Diptera; Diopsidae
Gene: Alg12
Product: probable Dol-P-Man:Man(7)GlcNAc(2)-PP-Dol alpha-1,6-mannosyltransferase
Exons: 10
Coding region: 252-2339 (695 amino acids)
Biological process (GO): protein N-linked glycosylation
Cellular component (GO): endoplasmic reticulum membrane
Molecular function (GO): alpha-1,6-mannosyltransferase activity
Source: RefSeq, a predicted model, not a curated record
UUUUUUGUCUAUUUUAUACAAAAAUACAUAUCCGAAUAAUAUCUUGUCGUAAUAAUAAUAGCGGCACAAAGAAAAAAAAAAGUAUAUUGCAAUUGAUAAUUUUUGGGGAAGAAAAUUGUUUAAAUCAAUUUGUAUAUAAGCAAAGUGAAAAAUAGAGUGAAUAAACUUUACUAUAUAUUCAUGCUGAUGUGAAUUAUGUAAUAUAAAUAUAUGGAACAAAUACUUUAAAAAUAAUUUAGUUUUUGGCCAAUAUGGAUAUACUUUUAUUUCUAACAGCAGCCACCCAUCUCUUCUACACUCCAUUUACGAAAGUGGAGGAGAGUUUUAAUUUACAGGCUAUGCAUGAUAUACUUUAUUUAAGACAUAAUUUUUCUCUGUAUGAUCAUCAUGAGUAUCCCGGUGUUGUGCCACGUACAUUCUUGGGUCCACUGUUUAUAUCCAUUCUAUCGACACCAUUUGUGCUGCUUUUUGAAGCUCUACGAAUCAAUAAACUUUGGGCGCAAUAUGUAGUGCGUUUAAUUUUGGCUGGUGUUAUAUCGUAUGCUUGGAAUGACUUAAGACGAGUUGUAUCAAAAUUAUAUGGCAUUGAAGUAAGCAUUUGGUUCACCAUCAUCACCAUUACACAAUUCCACUUUAUGUUCUAUAUGAGUCGCACUUUACCCAAUACAUUAGCUCUACCCUUAGUUCUCUAUGCUUUAACUUAUUGGCUUAAAGGUCAAAACAAACAUUUCAUUAUCUGUUCGGGAAUUGCGAUAUUGGUAUUUCGUUCUGAACUAGCGAUAUUUCUUGGUAUAUUAUUGAUAAUUGAUUUAGUACAAAAAAAAAUCAAAAUAGAAAGCAUCAUUCGAAUAAUAUUACUUGCUGGCAUUUUUAUAUUAACAGUUACUGUAUUGGUGGACUCAUUCUUCUGGAAACGUUUACUUUGGCCUGAGGGUGAAGUACUAUGGUACAAUACAAUUUUGAAUAAAAGUUCUGAUUGGGGUACCUCACCAUUUUUAUGGUAUUUUUACUCUGCUUUGCCACGUGCUAUGGGAGCUUCACUUUUAUUUGUACCUGCUGGUUUAUAUUUCGAACGUCGAAUACGUCCACUUGUGAUUGCAGCAAUUGGUUUUGUGAUUAUAUAUUCCUUCUUGCCUCAUAAAGAAUUGCGCUUUAUUAUCUAUGUUUUACCAGUAUUGAAUUUAGCAGCUGCAUGUGCUUGUGAUCGUUUUUGGGUGAACGGUGUUAAAUCAAUGUGGCACGGUUUGCUUCAAUUGUGUGCUGGUGGACACUUGUUACUCAACGUCUUCUUGACUUUAUUUCUACUAAUUAUAUCUGGUACAAACUAUCCUGGUGGUGUUGCUCUAACACGCCUCCAUCGGCUUGAAGCGAACAAUACAAAUGUCACAGUACACAUAUCGAAUUUAGCUGCACAAAGCGGCGUCUCUCGUUUUAUGCAGAUUAGAGAUGAUUGGCAUUACUGUAAAGAUGAGAACCUCAAUUAUACAAUGGAUGAAAUUUCAGGAUUUACACAUAUGUUGGUUGAAGCAAAAAGUAAAAACAAUUUACAGCAGUGGUCUUUACUGCAGGAACAUUUCGAGGCAUUAGAAUUCAUAGAUUGCUUUAGUAGCAUUGGUAUACAAUAUAAUUCACUACUGCCGAUACGUAUCAAAACAAAGCCAUGUAUAGGUAUUUUAAGAAAGAAAAGUGAUUCUAAAAGCAGUACUAAAAAGGUGAAGAUACCCGAUAUCAAUAUGAUUCCUGAAAUAAUAGACGAUGUACAGCCAACAAAAGCCACUUCAAAGAAAAAGAACAAAAAAGGAAAUAAAAAACGCAAUGACACAAAUAUAAAACCACCAUUAGAAAUAAUUGAAGAAAAUCCUAUAGAUUUAAUGGAUAAUUUAGAUGAUACAGAUGGUAUUGUUACUAGUAUUGAAGAUACAUAUUCUAUUGAAACCUCUAUAAACAAUGAAGAUACAGAAGAAUCAUUGCAUACAAAGGAAAUUAAUUUUCAAGAACUUCAUAAUUUAGCAAUGGGUCAAGUAAAUAAGAAGACUAGAGCUACAAAAUUAAAAAUACGAACGCUUAUAGAACAGCAUUAUCGUUCGAAAGGAAAUCAAAUAGAAAACGAUUCCCUGGAAAAGCAACAAAGCGAUAAAGUUAAUAAAAGUCAUACGACCACUGGUAAUCGUCAAUCGGUAAAGUCAAUAAUUAAACAGGAACGUAUUAAAGAAAUGAUUGAAAAAAUCUCUACAAUGGACUUAACAAAAAUGUGCAAUUUAGAUAAGGUGUCCACUAAAGAUUGUCUUAAACAAGUAAUUGAUAAAAUUGAUGAAGAUAACCUUCAACAAACCAGGUAAAAAAUGUUAUACAUAAAUGUGAUCAAAGAAAACAAUAUAAAUAUUUAUGUGAAAAGACAAAGAAAAAGAUUGUUCAUUAUAUAAUGUUUUGUAUCAUUUGUGUACUAUGUCAUAAAGAA